Messenger RNA from Tupaia belangeri chinensis (Chinese tree shrew), 775 nucleotides. RefSeq names its product UDP-glucuronosyltransferase 2B18. The transcript has 3 exons. NCBI's taxonomy places the organism in Eukaryota, Metazoa, Chordata, Mammalia, Scandentia, Tupaiidae. Gene Ontology annotation, molecular function: glucuronosyltransferase activity. The record is from RefSeq and is a predicted model, not a curated record. The annotation marks the transcript as partial.
GUCAUAUGGAGAUUUAAUGGCAAGAAACCAGCAACUUUAGGACCCAAUACUCAGCUGUACAAGUGGAUUCCCCAGAAUGACCUUCUUGGUCACCCCAAAACCAAAGCUUUUAUAACUCAUGGUGGAGCCAACGGCAUCUAUGAGGCCAUCUACCAUGGGAUACCCAUGGUGGGAAUUCCUUUGUUUGCGGAUCAACCUCAAAACAUUGUUCACCUGAAAGCCAAGGGAGCAGCCGUUAGAGUGGACUUUCAUACCAUGUCAAGUACAGAUUUGCUCAAUGCAUUGAAGACAGUCAUUAAUGACCCUUCAUACAAAGAGAAUGCAAUGAAGCUGUCAAGAAUUCAACAUGACCAGCCAGUAAAGCCCCUGGAUCGGGCAGUCUUCUGGAUCGAGUUUGUCAUGCGCCACAAAGGGGCCAAGCACCUGCGGCCGGCUGCCCACGACCUCACCUGGUUCCAGUACCACUCUCUGGAUGUGAUCGGGUUCCUGCUGGCCUGUGUGGCAUCUGUGAUAGUCAUCAUCUCCAAACUGUUUCUGUUUUGUUGGCGGAAAUUUGCUAAAACACCCAACAAGAAGAAAAAGGAGUAGUAUAUCUAAGAAAUGAUGCUACUGUGCCUGAAAGAUGGAACUCAACCAACUUAAUCCUGCACUGCUUACUUUGUAAACCGAAACUGUUUUCAAAAGAUUCACUUAGAAAUAUGAAUAUUUCAUGCCAAGAGAAGGAAACAGAUGGACAACAAUAAAAUAAAUUUAUGUGAGUGUAUAUUGAAAUUUA